AUGACCCCAAGCCGCUUAGAUGACAGCAGAGCUUCAAGCCCCGUGGACACUCAAAAACCCACAGUGUAUCUGCUCGAUAACUUCCACCCUGAAGCCAUCAAGUACUGCCAAGAGCGGUUCAACGCCAUCCUUCCUGGAGACCCAGGACACGCCAACUGGAGACAGAAUGCCCAAUAUCUUCUGAUCCGUUCAUCCCAUCUCACGGCCAAGGAUGUCGCGCUGUGUCAUAACCUCAAGGCCAUCGGCAAGCAAGGCGUGGGUAUCGACAAGAUUGACGGCAAAGCUUGUGCCGAAAGGGACAUCAAGAUCUUCAAUACACCUGGCGUCAACGCCCAAGCAGUUGCUGAGACGGUGCUGGCUUUGACAAUGUCUGUCGCUCGAGAAGUGCCCCGCAUUGUCGCACAGCAAUCGCAAGGAUUGGUUGUUCCCAAGGAAACGUGCUCAGGCUUGAUCAUCUACCGCAAGACGAUAGGCAUUCUUGGCAUGGGCAACAUUGGGCAGGCGGUGGCUCGAAUCUUCCGAGGAGCCUUCGAUGCCCAAGUCAUUGCAUAUGACCCGUUUAUGCCACCUGAUGCUUGGUCGGAUAUUCCUCAUCAACGCGCACAUACCGUUGAUGAAGUCUUGCGAGUAUGCGACGUGCUCAGCAUUCACGUUCCUUUAAUACCAGAGACUCGCAACCUGAUAUCCUACCGAGAAUUGGGUCUUAUGAAGCCUACUGCCAUCCUGAUCAAUGCGGCGAGAGGCGGGAUUGUCCAUGAGGCUGACCUGGAGCGUGGUCUGCGAGAAGGCUUGAUUUGGGGUGCCGGCUUGGACUGCCACGAGCAAGAGCCGCCAACCAAGGAGAAAUAUGGAGCGUUGUGGGAGCAACGGGUGUUGAGCACGCCUCAUAUCGGAGCUGCAACUUCACAGACGCAGAUGGAGACUGCAAUUGCGGCAGUUCAACGGCUAUAUGAGUUCAUCAAGAGCGAAGCGAGCUAA
Ilyonectria robusta is the source of this 978-nucleotide messenger RNA. RefSeq names its product D-isomer specific 2-hydroxyacid dehydrogenase. Lineage: Eukaryota; Fungi; Ascomycota; Sordariomycetes; Hypocreales; Nectriaceae. Gene Ontology annotation, cellular component: cytosol. Gene Ontology annotation, molecular function: glyoxylate reductase (NADPH) activity; hydroxypyruvate reductase [NAD(P)H] activity; NAD binding. The transcript has a single exon. The record is from RefSeq and is a predicted model, not a curated record. The coding region runs from base 1 to 978 and encodes 325 amino acids.